AAUCAUUUUUAAUAAUUAAGAAAAUCAUAACAUAACCUCAAUAAUGAAUUUAAUUUCACCAAAAAAAAAAUUUAACAAAAACCUGGUUAAAACUGAUUCUAUUUUACCUUUUCGAGAAAAAAACGAUUUAUUUGAAGGUUAUUUUAACGGCUUUUCAGUUAUCAUCACCAAUAAAAACGAUGUGAAAGAAUUGGUCGAAAAGGGUUGUUUUGGAAAGCCGGAAUUUUCGAGGGCCGUUUCAAAUCAUGACCCAGAAUGUGUAAUUUUAAGAAAAAGGCAGUUUGAGUAUCGUAAAAAGUACCCAAUAGGAAAAGAUUUAAAAAAGAUAAUUAUAGUUCCUGACAGUGAGAGUGACGAUGAUUAUUUCACCGAUUUAAAACCAUUUUAUGAUUUUGAUAAAAGCUUAUUUAACAAUAACUCGUUAAUACUCUCAUUACAUGAAGCUUAUUUCUUAGCUGUUGAGUUAAAAUGUCUUAAAAUCGCCAACGUUGAGAAUCCUUGGGAUGAAUUUAAAAACAUAAAUCAAUAUUUUAUUAUCGAUUACGCAGUUUAUUUACAUUUUCGUUUAAAAAAUUGGGUUAUCAAAUCCGGUUUGAAAUUUGGAUGUGAUUUUUUACUUUACAAGCAAGGCCCUGCGUUUUAUCACGCUUCUUAUGUUGUAAUAAUAGAUGUUAUCAAUGAAAAGUUAGAUCGCAUUUUGAAUUUGCAAAGAAGAUCAAUGGAAUAUAAAAAUUUAAUUGGUUUAUAUCGUUUAGCAGAAACAACAGGAAAAGAACUUUUAAUUUGUCAAGUUAUUCUCCCAGAAAAUGUAAAUUUAACAUCUUGUGAUUGUUUAAAUCGUUUAUGUGUAAAUGAAGUGGUAUUUCGGCGAUUUAUUCCAUCAAAUUAACAGAUUAAACAAUA
Onthophagus taurus is the source of this 903-nucleotide messenger RNA. It is a transcript of the gene Tsen2, whose product is annotated as tRNA splicing endonuclease subunit 2. Gene Ontology annotation, cellular component: cytoplasm; tRNA-intron endonuclease complex. Gene Ontology annotation, biological process: tRNA-type intron splice site recognition and cleavage; tRNA splicing, via endonucleolytic cleavage and ligation. Gene Ontology annotation, molecular function: nucleic acid binding; tRNA-intron lyase activity. The record is from RefSeq and is a predicted model, not a curated record. Lineage: Eukaryota; Metazoa; Arthropoda; Insecta; Coleoptera; Scarabaeidae.